AACUUAAAUGUGAAAGAUGGUAAAGUUUGCCUGAAGAUGACUAUGGCCCUUUGCUCGGAAUGCAGUUUUCAGUUGCAACUGGAAAAUCAGCAAAGAGAUAUAUUUUCUUCAAAUAUAAUCCACGGCGAAGGGGUAUGAAAUUUAAUAUAAAUUAUCAUUUAUUGCAAAAUAAAGAAUUGUAUUUCCAGAGCACGAGUGGAUUAGUGAACGUGAGAGAAAAUAUUAUUCUUUUCAACGUUACUGAUGAGCAACCUAUGGCAAAGUAUAAACUGAAAUAUAGUACAAAUAAAAUCAGAACGCCAAAUGAUGCUUUUUGGGCAAUAAGUGAUAUUAAAAGUUGUAGUAUAGAUGAAUCCAAGAUUUUACUUUUCAAUGGCCUUAGUUUUAUGCCUGAAACACAAUGUCGACUAUUGAAUAAAACUAUAAUGGAAUCUUUAUUAAAUUAUAAUUUGACAGAACAUUUAAGAAAAAAUGGACCGUUCGAUUGUUCUGAAUGGUUUAAAUCAAAAGAAAAUUGCGAGAGAGUUCGACUCACAUCAUUAAAUGGAAAACAAACUAGUUGCAUUCCUGGAUACAAUGGAGAUGCUUGCAAAACUAAAACGAAAGUAGGGCAAAAUAUAAUAGCUACAGAGCCAAAUUAUUCAAAAAUGAAAAUUCGACUCGGAUCAUUUGACCCUGUUCGAAGUUGGGCAGAUUAUAUGACAUUGCAAUAUCAGGUGUAUGUUGAAAGUUCAUCUGGAAGUCCUUGGAUGGAUAUUGGACAUCCAGUGCCAAUCUCAAAAUAUAACGAAACCAAUAUAGAUGUACCUCAUAAAAUAGCUAGAGAUAGUUUGAGUGUCCAUAAAAAUAGGAAUGGCAUAUGGUUUAGAGUUUUGUUGCUACUGGAUGGAAAAAAUGAUUACAAUGAUGAUGUAGAAGGAUUAAAGGUGGCAGCAAAAUGUGAGAGUGCAGCUGAUGGUAGAGGAAUUGUAACGGAACCGACAAAAAAUGAUGUAAGAAUAGCAAUGGAUACUAAUUUGUUAAGUUAUUGUCCUCUGGAUUUUUACAACAUUAAAUUAAAAGAAAAAGCAAGUGAAAAUAUUGCUAAUCAAUUCAACGAUACCGCAUAUAUAAUUAAAGAUUUACAACCAAAUACAAUAUAUACCAUAGAACUAAGAAGAGAAACUAGGUACGUCCAAGUAAAUUUCAAAACUCUAGAAGGAGAACCUGGACCAGUUACAAACUUAACUGCAUAUUCAUUUGAUGGUGACAAAGUCUCUUUGAGAUGGAGACCUCCUGAAAUAACCAGAGGAGCAACAAUUGAGAAAUAUUCAAUCACGACUAUUGGUGCAAACGAUAGAAAUAUAAGAACAGCCAAUGUAUCUAAAUCUGAGGCAUCUUGUCCAAUAUGGGACGGAUAUUUAUGUUCGACUAUGGAAAAUAUUAAUUCAAGAGUCGGCAGAAUUGAGGUUCGUGCCAUGUCAAAUCUUUAUGAAGGCGAUCCAACUGUGAUAAAUGAUAUAAUCCUCGAACAAAAAAAACCGAGUGCACCAUUGAACUUGCAUUUUGACCCAGAUCAUCAUGACACAAUAGUUUGGGAACAUCCUUGGAUUCCUGGUGGAAAAAUUAACCAGUUCCAAAUAUCAUGCACACUAGAUUCAUCUGAGCUACUCAUUAGUCCUGGUAGUAAUAUACCAAAUGAGAAUUUUAUAGUAUCCAAAGAUCAGAAACAAUAUACAUUCAAGUUGAAAGAAAUAGCUUUCGCCAGCACUUACAAAGUAAAAGUAAGAGCAUUCAAUACCAAGGAGGGAGAUGAGGCUGAAGUUAUAUUAAAGACGCCACUGCCAAUCCCAGACUUCAAUGGACAAUUGGAAACGAAACGACUGGAUGCGAACAGAAUAGAAAUUAAUAUUCCUCCUGAUACAAGUAGUUCAGCAAAUUCAACCAAAAACAGUGGUUACUAUGUGGUCGUACGAGAACUCCAAAGUGAAAAUGUUUCUGAAGACAAAAGAAAUUGUCAGUACCAACACGAAUCUAAAUACAAAAAGAUAUUUGAAGAGGCUAGAGUUGAUGUUAAAUCUAAUUUUGUUGCAUGGAUAGCAAAACGAAUGAAGACAGAAAAUACAACGAUACAUCAGAAAGUGGAGAUUGGCACAGGAUUGUCGAAUGGCGAUUUUAUAGAUUUCGUCUUGUCAGAAGCAACAAACUACACGAUAGCUUUAGUAUUUUACAACUUUGAUGGUGAAAAAUACACAUACAAGACUUUGUUCAAUGAGAAAAUUACUGAUUUGGAACCAAGUUCUUUAGCUUCCUUAUGGUUCCUCCUGCUUUUGCUGAUUCCAAUUUUGGCAGCUGCCAUAUUCAUUGCGUUCAAGUACAAAAAGCCAGGGUUCUUGUUCAGAAAAACUGAACCCAAAAACAAACAAAAUGAUAUGGCAUUGACUCAACCAGAACAACAACAAAUUCAUAAUACAAGACUGAAAAGAACAGAAGUAAAUGGUCCUCCGAAAAUUGAUUUGAAUGAUGUUCAGAAGCCUCUAAUUUCUAUUAAGAACGAAACGCAUACAAAAGAUGUUCUUAGUCAUCCAGUGAUGGUUGAAGAUUUUGAAAAUUAUGUUAAGGAGUCUUUGUCAGAUGGCACUUUGGAAAAACAACACAAUAUAUUCCCAAGAGAUUUGCUGUAUCCUGUUACAGUUGGAGCAAAAAUUGAGAAUAAAACCAAGAAUCGUUACAUAAAUUUAAUCGCAUACGAUAGCACCAGAGUAAAAUUGCAACCACUUCCAAAUGAUCCAAAUUCUGAUUAUAUCAAUGCCAACUACAUUGACGGGUUUGAACAUCCAAAAGAAUACAUUGCAACUCAAGGACCUAAAGAGAGUACAGUUUACGAUUUUUGGAGAAUGGUUUUGCAGGAAAAAGUAUCAGUGAUUUGUAUGUUGACACAGACCAAGGAAGAUGGCAAGGAUAAAUGUUUCCAAUAUUGGCCAAUAACAAAAGGAUCUUCCUUGAAAUAUAAUGAUAUUGUCGUGAUAAAUUUACACAGUAUGGUUUAUGCAGAUUAUGUUUAUAGCACAUUGCACGUCCAAUCCCAGAAUUCUAAGCAUACGGUGGAACAUAUGCAUUUCGUCAGUUGGUCAGAUCACGGUGUAACACAGUAUGCCGAAUCUUUGGUUCCAUUUUUAAGGAAGUUUCAGAAUUUCGAAUCAGAGAAUAAUCCAAAAAUAGUGCAUUGCAGUGCUGGUGUCGGCAGAACUGGUACAAUAAUACUUGCAGACAUUUGCAUAAAAAUGGCACAAAAAACCCAAAAAAUUGAUGUACUAUAUCACCAAAAACGGAUACGAAAGCAGCGAGCAAACCUUGUAGACAACAAUGACCAAUAUAAAUUGGUGCACAUGAUAAUUUUGGAAAGUCUUUUUGGAGCAUCCACCAGCAUUUCUUGUAUGGAAUUGAGGAAACAUGUUACAAGAUUGAAGCAUUCCAAAAAAGCUGGCGAGGAAUUACGAAAAUUGGCAGUCAACUCUUGGAAGGAUGAUUAUACAAAAGGUUCUCAAGAUGCUCCAGCUCAACCAGACAUUGAGAGAAAGGAAAACAGGAACAGGAUUGUACCAGGAUGCAGAGGACGUGUGUUCAUAUCACGUUUUCCACUUUCGAAUGCUGAUUCGGAUUAUAUAAAUGCAGUCGUGGUUGAUGGUUUUCGAAUGAAGGCCCAAUUUAUUGCAACACAAUUUCCUUUGGAGCACACCAUAGGCGAUUUCUGGAGAAUGGUGUCUGAUAAAGGGAUCACAUUAAUUGUGGUACUAAAUGAAAUUGAUACUAACGACAACACUGUCAAUAAUUUCAUACCAAAUGAAGAAGAGUCAAUAUUCACUUUACCACGAAUUUCUGUAGCUUUCGAAGAGAUGCAAAUUAAUGACAACUGCAAAAUCACUGAUGUGAAACUCCAAGACGCUGCCAAGCCCCGAAAAGUAUUGGAGGUUAAGGUUGUGCAGGUGAAAAACUGGAAAUCUGAUCAAGUGGUGCCCAAUAAAAAUAAUACUAGAGAUCUUGAACUUCUCAGAUGGCUUUGGGAAAUUAUACAAAAAGAUGUUUAUGCAAGUGAAAAUAAUCCAGUUCUACUAACUUGCUACGACGGAGCAACUGCAUGUGGUCUUUUUGCUGCAAUGGCAUUCGUCAUAGAAAAAAUGAAGUUGGAACAGGAAUGUGAUGUUCCUUUAGCAAUUAGAACUAUUCGAAAACAUCGAAAGGAAUUUAUAAAUCACGAGGAACAAUAUACCUACUUAUUCGAAGCUGCUUUAGAUUAUUUAGAAACAUUUGAUAUUUAUAACAAUUUCGAUUGA
Ctenocephalides felis (cat flea) is the source of this 4313-nucleotide messenger RNA. Its product is annotated as receptor-type tyrosine-protein phosphatase kappa-like. NCBI's taxonomy places the organism in Eukaryota, Metazoa, Arthropoda, Insecta, Siphonaptera, Pulicidae. Gene Ontology annotation, biological process: protein dephosphorylation. Gene Ontology annotation, molecular function: protein binding; protein tyrosine phosphatase activity. The transcript is spliced from 24 exons. The record is from RefSeq and is a predicted model, not a curated record. The coding region runs from base 60 to 4313 and encodes 1417 amino acids.